Pelecanus crispus (Dalmatian pelican) is the source of this 1188-nucleotide messenger RNA. Lineage: Eukaryota; Metazoa; Chordata; Aves; Pelecaniformes; Pelecanidae. The record is from RefSeq and is a predicted model, not a curated record.
GAUCGCCUUUAUUUUGCAAUUCUCUGCCAAAAACCAAAGAGUGGAGCUGCAAAUACCCAUUAUUUCUGCAUAGAUGAUGAAUUUGUAUAUGAGAACUUCUAUGCAGACUUUGGACCACUCAAUCUGGCAAUGGUCUACAGAUACUGCUGCAAGCUAAAUAAGAAAUUAAAGUCAUUUUCAUUGAUAAGGAAGAAAAUAAUUCAUUAUACUGGCUUUGAUCAGAAAAAACAAGCUAAUGCUGCAUUCCUCAUAGGCUCCUACGCAAUAAUAUACCUGAGAGAAUCCCCAGAAGAUGUAUACAGGCUUAUACUGGCUGGAAGCGUUUCAUAUCUUCCUUUCAGGGAUGCUUCCUUUGGUACUUGCAGUUUUCAUCUGACAUUGCUGGACUGUUUUCAUGCAAUAAACAAGGCUUUGCAAUAUGGUUUCCUGGAUUUCAAUACGUUUGAUGUAAAUGAAUAUGAACAUUAUGAAAGAGCAGAAAAUGGAGAUUUUAACUGGAUAAUACCAAACAAAUUCAUUGCCUUCAGUGGACCUCAUUCAAGAAGUAAAAUUGAAAAUGGCUAUCCCCACCAUGCUCCAGAGGCUUAUUUCCCAUACUUCAGGAAACAUAAGGUCACCACUAUAAUACGCCUCAACAAAAAACUGUAUGAUGCCAAACGAUUUACAGAUGCUGGAUUUGAGCAUUUUGACCUCUUCUUUGCUGAUGGAAGCACACCUAGUGAUACUAUAGUUAAAACAUUUCUAAAUAUUUGUGAAAAUGCUGAAGGUGUUAUAGCCGUUCAUUGCAAAGCUGGUCUUGGACGAACUGGCACACUUAUUGCCUGUUAUAUUAUGAAGCAUUAUCGGAUGACAGCUGCUGAAACUAUUGCCUGGAUUAGAAUAAAUAGACCUGGCUCAGUGAUUGGACCACAACAACACUUCCUGAUGGACAAGCAGGCAGAACUUUGGACAGAAGGAGAUAUUUUCCAUGCAAAGUUGAAAGGAAACCGUAAAAUUGCUGUAACAAGAAUUCUGUCAGGAGUAGAUGAUAUUUCAAUUAAUGACACGAGAAACAGGAGAACCAUCCGAAAGGACAUUGAACUGUACAGUGAUGAAGAUGAAACAAACUGUGUAACACAAGGUGAUAAGCUUCGUGCUCUGAAAAGUAGAAGGCAGGCAAAAGCUCCAACUGCAUCUCCACUAACGUAA